Molecule: messenger RNA, 921 nt
Organism: Maudiozyma barnettii
Lineage: Eukaryota; Fungi; Ascomycota; Saccharomycetes; Saccharomycetales; Saccharomycetaceae
Gene: RPN11
Product: proteasome regulatory particle lid subunit RPN11
Exons: 1
Coding region: 1-921 (306 amino acids)
Biological process (GO): protein deubiquitination; proteasome-mediated ubiquitin-dependent protein catabolic process
Cellular component (GO): proteasome regulatory particle, lid subcomplex
Molecular function (GO): protein binding; proteasome binding; metallopeptidase activity
Source: RefSeq, a predicted model, not a curated record
AUGGAUAGAUUGCAAAGACUUAUGAUGAACACCAAGGUAGGUGCUGUUGAUGCGGACCGUAAUGAUACCAAGGAGACUGUGUACAUAUCAUCAAUUGCCCUGUUGAAGAUGUUGAAACACGGUAGAGCCGGUGUUCCUAUGGAAGUUAUGGGCCUGAUGCUAGGUGAAUUCGUGGAUGACUAUACUGUUAAUGUUGUAGAUGUAUUUGCUAUGCCUCAAUCAGGUACAGGUGUGUCUGUGGAAGCUGUUGAUGAUGUUUUCCAAGCCAAAAUGAUGGAUAUGUUGAAACAGACCGGCAGAGACCAGAUGGUGGUCGGAUGGUAUCAUUCACAUCCUGGGUUUGGAUGUUGGUUGUCUUCCGUCGAUGUUAAUACGCAGAAAUCCUUUGAACAGUUGAACAAUAGAGCUGUUGCUGUUGUUGUGGAUCCAAUCCAAUCUGUCAAAGGUAAAGUUGUCAUUGAUGCAUUCAGAUUGAUAGAUCCAGGUGCAUUGAUUAAUAACCAAGAGCCAAGACAAACGACGUCAAACGUUGGUCUGAUGAAUAAAGCCAAUAUUCAAGCAUUAAUUCAUGGCCUGAAUAGACAUUACUAUUCGUUAAAUAUAGAUUAUCAUAGGACACAUGAUGAAACAAAGAUGUUAAUGAACUUACAUAAGGAACAAUGGCAAGCUGGAUUAAAAAUGUAUGAUUAUGAAGAGAAAGAGCACAAUAAUUUGGAGGCAACACAAAAGAUGGUUAAGAUUGCCAAACAAUACUCCAAGAGAGUCGAAGAAGAAAAAGAAUUGACUGAACAGGAAUUGAAAACACGUUAUGUUGGUAAACAGGAUCCAAAGAAACAUUUGACCGAUACUGCCAAUGGAGCUUUAGAAGACAACGUCGUCUCUAUAUUGACAGCAAAUGUCAAUGCUGUGGCUAUACAAUAG